AUGGACGAUUUCAAGAGAGUUGGAACUAUUGUUUUCUCAGAGUUGCUAUGUCUCAGUGUUCUAGUUAUUACUACUAGCUUUUGCAACGCGAUCUCGGAUGCUGCUUGUCUUGAAAGUGAGAGGCAAGCUCUUCUGAGGUUCAAACAAGGCCUGAUAGAUCCUUCUGACCUGCUUGCGUCUUGGAGCAAUGGGGGGGAUUGUUGUGACUGGACCAGAGUCAUAUGUGACAACUUAACUGGUCAUGUCGUUGAGCUUCAUCUUGGGAAUAUCCAUGAUCCAAAUUAUGAUGUAGUCGUCCCAGGCAAGGCUUUCGAGCGAUCUAGAUUGAGUGGCAAGUUAGAUUCUUCUUUGCUUGAUCUGAAACAUUUGCAGUACUUGGACCUCAGUGGCAACAAUUUUGGAGGACAAAUUCCUGGAUUCCUUGGUUCCUUGCAGAGUCUCAGAUAUCUCAAUCUCUCUACAGCUGGAUUUGAGGGACUGAUUCCCCCUCAACUUGGAAACCUUACAAAUCUGCGGUAUCUUGAUCUCCAUGAUCCUUUAUCUGUAUUUUUGUAUGCAGAGAAUCUUCAAUGGCUUACCAGUCUUGCGCGGCUGCAACUCCUUGACUUGAGUGGCAUCAGUAUCAGCAAAGCCACUGAUUGGUUACAGGUGACUAAUUCGCUCCCUUCAUUGAUUGUCUUACGCCUAUCAUAUUGCCAACUUGAUCCCGCUCCCCCUCUAAGAAAUGUUAAUUUUUCAUCUCUGGGCACUCUCGACCUUUCCUACAAUAAAUUCAGCAACUCCAUUUUUAGCUGGAUUUUUGGCCUUAAUUCUCUUGUUUCACUUGAUCUUAGUCAAAAUAGUUUUCAGGGUCAUUUCCCUCAUGGUCUAAGAAACAUGAGCUCUCUUAGAUAUCUCAGCUUAGCAAGUAACCAAUUCAAUUCGUCAAUACCCAAUUGGUUGUACGGUUUGAACCAUCUUCAGUACCUCGAUCUUGGAUUUAAUAACUUGCAAGGCACAAUCUCAGAGGAUGUGGGAAACUUGACUUCAGCCAUCAGCCUCGACUUCGCAUACAGUAAGCUUGCAGGAGCAGCUUUAAGAUCCUUGGGAAACCUUUGCAGCUUGAGAACUCUCGUUCUGUCUGGUGUCAGAUUGAGUCAAAACAUAUCAGAAGUCUUAGACUCUCUGUCAGGAUGCCUCUCUGAUAGGCUUGAGUCCUUGUUUCUGGCUAAGUGUGAACUUUCCGGUCAUGUUAACAAUCAACUUGGCCGAUUCAAAAGUCUACGUGACCUUUACAUGUCGAAAAAUUCUAUUUCUGGUCCAUUUCCUGACUCAAUAAGAUCACUUACAUCCUUGAAGGCGGUAGACCUCUCUGAAAAUCUAUUGAACGGGACUUUUCCAGAAUGGCUUGGCCAGCUUAGGGAAUUGGAAAUUUUGUGGAUUGGUAAAAAUCUUCUACAGGGUGUCGUUUCUGAGGUUCACUUUUCAAAUGUCACGAGAUUGAGGUUACUUCAGGCUUCAGGAAAUCAAUUCAGUUUGAAAGUGAGUCCUGGUUGGGUUCCCCCUUUCCAACUAGGGGUCAUAGCUUUGUCAUCAUGGAAUUUAGGACCGAGCUUUCCACAUUGGCUUCGCUUCCAAAAGGAUUUUGUGUUUUUGGACAUAUCUGUUUCCGGAAUCGUAGAUACAAUUCCUGACUGGUUUUGGAAUUUGUCUACCCAGUUCUUUUAUUUGAAUCUUUCUCACAAUCAAAUCCAAGGGAAAAUUCCUGAGAAACUCAACACAAGUCCUCCACUUACUUAUCCUUCAUCUAUUGACCUGAAUUCUAAUUACUUUGAGGGUUCAUUGCCUUGUUUGCCUUCGAAUGUUGAUACAUUAGAUCUUUCAAACAAUUCAUUUUCAGGGCCAAUUUCUCCCUUCUUGUGUUGCAAGAUGGAUGAACCAAAGAACUUGGGAAAUCUUCGUUUAGCUGACAAUCAUCUAUCCGGACCAAUUCCUGACUGUUGGAUGAGUUGGCCAAGCGUGUUUUCCAUAAAUUUAAAAAAUAAUAAUCUAAGUGGUAGCCUUCCCAACUCAAUGGGUUCUUUAAGCUUGCUUCAGUCUUUGCACCUUCGCAAGAACAACCUCUCCGGAGUUUUGCCGCCGUCGCUGCAAAAUUGUUCGUCGUUGUUGGCUCUUGACCUCAGUGAAAAUAAAUUUGAGGGGAGCAUACCCAGCUGGAUUGGUGAAAAGCUUUCAAAUAUCAUGAUUGUUAGCCUUCGUUCAAAUAAUUUUCAAGGUGAUAUUCCUCAUAAGCUCUGUGCUCUUAGUUAUCUUACAAUUUUAGACCUGGCACAUAACAAUCUGUCAGGAAAGAUACCGAAAUGUUUCACUAAUUUCAGUGCCAUGGCCAGUAAACGGAACUCAAGUGAUCCCAUUUCUUAUGCUUUUGGUCAUUUUAAAAGCUCCAUAGAGACAACAUUAGUGGUGAUUAAGGGAAUAUUGCUUGAAUACAGUAGCACCCUUCGACUUGUGACAAGCAUGGACCUUUCAGAUAACAAUUUAUCUGGUGAAAUUCCAGCGGAAAUUACUAAUCUUUUCGGGUUGAGGUCACUAAACCUGUCUACAAAUGGUUUAACAGGAAGGAUUCCUGAGACCAUAGGCAAUAUGGGGACACUAGAAUCUCUUGACUUCUCUUUCAACCAACUCUCGGGUGCAAUUCCUCCAAGCAUAUCAAAUUUGACAUUCCUGAGUUACUUUCAUGUGGCUUACAACAAUUUGUCGGGGAAAAUUCCAUUAAGCACUCAACUCCAAAGUUUUGAUGCAUUAAACUUUGCGGGAAACAAUCUUUGUGGACCUCCACUCACGGACAAUUGCAGCAUAAAUGGUGUUACACCUGGUCCUGAAAACAGAGAGGAUUCAGGAGAUGGGUUUGAAGUGGAUUGGGUUUGGUUCUCUGUGAGUAUGGCACUGGGAUUUGUUGUUGCAUUUUGGAGUUUUGCAGGUCCCUUGCUGUUUAACAGAUCAUGGAGAUCCUCCUAUUUCCAUAUGCUGGACAGCAUGGGGAAGAAGAUUCGGGGUGUUUUCUCCAACAAUGUCUAG
This is a messenger RNA of Durio zibethinus, 3057 nucleotides long. Its product is annotated as receptor-like protein EIX1. Lineage: Eukaryota; Viridiplantae; Streptophyta; Magnoliopsida; Malvales; Malvaceae. The record is from RefSeq and is a predicted model, not a curated record. Gene Ontology annotation, molecular function: protein binding.